UAAUGACUUGGAAGUAAAGCAAUAAAUGUAAUAUAUGACAAGUAUAACGGAAUGGAGUAUUAAAGAUGAACAUUUGGCUCGGUUGGCAGUUGUGUUGGAGCUGCGUGUUAGCGGGCCUCCUUGCAACACCCGUCCUCUCGUCGCUGCUUGGACCACCCAGAGACAACAGAAUACAUCAUGUCAUCAGGGGACUCGUGGCGCAUCUAGACCGUUGUGAUGGACAGUUUCUAUGUGAGCGGAUGGGAGUGGGGCGGAACCGAAAGGGGCUUGCCCGUUGUGUGCCGCUAGACAAGGUCAGAGACGGACACUGCGACUGUCCGACAUGCUGCGAUGAAGUUUUCAAUACCCCGGGCAAAUUGUGCAAACAAAGCGAGUUUCGAUGCGCAGACGGCUCCUGUGUGCCACUUAACCGGAUGUGCGACGGCGUUCAUGACUGCCCCGGGUACGACGAGCUCAAGUGUGGUGGUGUGAAGGAGUGCCCGCGAAAAGGCUUCCGUUGCGUCAGCUCCCAUCAGUGUGUCCCAGCUUCGCGUGUGUGUGAUGGGAACCAGGACUGCACGUGCGGGGAAGAUGAACACUCUUGUGGCUGUGGUCACAUGGGCAAGUCUUUCCUGAUCGCUUUCACCCGGUGCCCUUGCCCCGAGGCGAUACCAGUGCUCUACAUCACGGCGGCUCAGACCACGACCGUCACCAUAACAAGCGCCCGCUUUACCCCGAUCACCCUGGGGGUUUCGAGGUCCACGCGGGUCAAUCUCCUUCAGAACGUGUUUCCAAUUGCCCCAGUCAUUGACGUCGUUAGUGAUAGUACCGUCCGUAUAACAGCGGAUGAGCCUAUCAGCGUGGUAGCGGUCGUCACGUGCGAGGAUACGAGUACGCUGAUGUUACAGGAAGUGGAGGGGACACUUAUAGUUCCGGAAGACUGCGCGUCCACCAAGUACUUGGUGGAGGCGGUGAGUUCCAAGUCCUCGACUAACUCGGACACUGAAGGUCAGGUUGUCAUAGCUGCGUAUGAGGACAAUACCUUGGUCGAAGUAACCCAACCAAACGGAAAUAAGACGAGCACUACUCUUCAGAAAUUUCAAAUGUUCUACGUUGAAGGUUCUAAUCUUUCCGGUUCAAUUAUAAAAGGAAACAAAAAGAUCGCAGUGUACAGUGGCAGUCAAGUCGUUAGAAUCCCGCUGGAUACGAGUCAAGUAUCUAAGGGGGUGAUAUUUGAGGCAUUGCCAUUCUCUUGGACGGGUGUAUGUGAUCGCGGCCUUGCGCCCGCGGCGAGUGCUGUUCUUCCGCAUCCUUGCCGCCACCAGCGGAACAGUGGUUUCAGUUUGGGACCAAGAAGGGAAAGAGAUAGAGAAAUUUACAAUGGAAAUGAGUGA
Mya arenaria is the source of this 1373-nucleotide messenger RNA. RefSeq lists its product as uncharacterized. NCBI's taxonomy places the organism in Eukaryota, Metazoa, Mollusca, Bivalvia, Myida, Myidae. The record is from RefSeq and is a predicted model, not a curated record. Gene Ontology annotation, cellular component: plasma membrane. Gene Ontology annotation, molecular function: protein binding. The transcript is spliced from 6 exons. Bases 66 to 1373 code for a protein of 435 amino acids.